AUGCGGCAGAGAGAGAGGCUACUACAGGAGAGGACUGCGCUUGAGCAACAAGCGGAAGAGCAUAGGCGUGAGGUCCAAGCGCUUAGCCUCGCCCUCAAGAAGUUCCUUCCGGCCAUUCAGAACGCGAAGGCACCUCCAGAUUGGCUGCUGAAGCAGGAGCUCUCAGCGGCUGAGCAGGAGGUGCAGGCCUACCAGCACCAGCAAGAUGCGGUUGGCAUGGGCCUUCUUGAUGCUCAAAGAGAGCAGAAGGCAGCCACGCUGGAGUUGGAGCAGUGCCGGCGGCUUCUGUCCAGCACCGCUGAGCAACAGGAGCUGUGCAGCAAGCAGGAACUGAAAUUUCGCGAUGCAACUCGAGAACUGGCAGAAGAGGCAGCAGUAGCAAAACGCGAGGAGGCAGCUGCCAGGGAGGAGGCAGCGGCACAGAAGCAGUUGCACGCAGAGCGUUCUGCGGCGCUGCGCAAGCUGCAGGUUGCAAAAGCCGAGCAGCUUCGCCAACUUCGGGAACUCGAGGCUGCCGUGGUUCGAUCCCGAGGGGAUUUGUCGGUGGAGAAGGCUGCUCGCAAGGCAUUGAGUGCAGAUCUUGAAGUCCGAUGCGGACGUUUGCGUGCCGAGUUGGAGGAGCACGCAGCGCUUCGUUUCGAAGCAACGGCCGAGCGUGCCGUCCAGGAGGCUGAGAAUGCCCAGCUGGAGGCCAGCGCUGCGCGUUUUGCACUGGAGCUUCAAGCUGAUGAGGAAGCAAGGGCACAGAUGGAAGCCAAGCUGCUGUCCAGCAUGCAGCUUGCUGAGCGCCAGCAGUAUGAGCUGCAGGCGCAGGAGCUGCUGGGUCAGAAUUUGGCCGCGGAAGUGGCCGAGGGACGACGCAUGGAACAGGCACUGCAAGCGGAGUUGGCUCGUGAGCGAGUUUUGGCAAAUGAGGCUAGCGGUGAGGUUGCGGCCCUCUUCGAGCAGCGGCAGCGCAAGGCACUUGAGGCUGAGGAGGCUUUGCAUCAGUGUGAUGCAGCAUUGCUGGCUAGCCAGGGAGCCGAAGAGGAGUUGCGGCAGCGAGAAAAGCAGCUGCAACAGUCGGCCAGGUCGUCUGAGCUGAUGCACAAGACCCUGAUGCAGAGACUGUCGACCGUUCAUGACCAGGUUCGAGCCGCCGAAGACGCCCACGCUGCUGCCCUCGAAGAGUUGCGUGGCGAGCGCCGGGAGCAAUCCAGGUUGAACCAGCGACUCCUGGUCGAAACCUCGAAGCAGCGUGCACUGCUGCUGCCAGGAGCACGUCACAUGCUCACUGAUGUCCCUAAGUAG
Molecule: messenger RNA, 1290 nt
Organism: Symbiodinium necroappetens
Lineage: Eukaryota; Dinophyceae; Suessiales; Symbiodiniaceae
Source: the annotation of a GenBank genome assembly